AUGACGGGUCAGGCAAGGCUUGCAAGGCGCGCGUCCAAGUCGGUGACUGCGAUCAAGAAGGCGUCCAAGAAGGCACUGUCUUUGCCCAAGUCGGCUUUCGCCUUGCCACAGCAGCUUAAGCAGACUGCCUCAGCGCCCCUCCAGAGCACCAACCAUAUGCAGCUGUGGCUGCGCACCGUCCCCACCCCGCUCGGUCCCUUUUCGCUUUAUGUGGAUGCUGACGGUGCCGUGCGCUGCUGUCACUGGCAGCGCAGCAUGCCUGGAGACGCCGCUGCGCUUCAGACUGAGGCGCAGGAGGUUUGCGCCACAAUGCAGUCCCGGUGGUACAAGAAUGCGACCGUUACAGUGGCUGGCGUGUGGGCUGAUAGCGCCGAUAGGGUGUCGGGGGUGCCCGGGGAAAGCGCAGUUGCGCUCUUGAGGGAUUAUUUUAAUCCACCUACGGCGAAGGCUGGCCGUCCCGAAGAGUUGGAGCGCCUCCUGAUGCAGGUGCCGAUCGUCUACCCGCCCACCACCACCUUCAUGGCGCAGGCGUGGGCGACUCUGCGCGACACUGUUCCCUCCGGCGCAACCAUUUCCUAUAAGGGGCUAGGAGUUCGUGUGAACAAGGCACUGCAUCUGCCUGCGUCGGCUGCAGUGGCACCCCGCGCCAUUGGUGUGGCGAUGGGGGCCAACCCCAUACCCGUUAUUGUGCCAUGCCAUCGUGUCUUGUCGUCGACGAACUCGCUAUGUGGGUACGGGCUCGGGCUACGCUUCAAGGUGUGGUUACUGCGACACGAGCAGGCAGACGUUGCGGCGGAGAAGCUGCGCGUAGGCGAAGAGGAGAACGCUGUGAGCACUGUGGCUUCUCGUCAUUGA
Molecule: messenger RNA, 855 nt
Organism: Leishmania braziliensis MHOM/BR/75/M2904
Lineage: Eukaryota; Euglenozoa; Kinetoplastea; Trypanosomatida; Trypanosomatidae
Exons: 1
Coding region: 1-855 (284 amino acids)
Biological process (GO): DNA repair
Cellular component (GO): nucleus
Molecular function (GO): methylated-DNA-[protein]-cysteine S-methyltransferase activity
Source: RefSeq, a predicted model, not a curated record